Molecule: messenger RNA, 720 nt
Organism: Drosophila melanogaster (fruit fly)
Lineage: Eukaryota; Metazoa; Arthropoda; Insecta; Diptera; Drosophilidae
Exons: 3
Coding region: 64-672 (202 amino acids)
Source: RefSeq, marked reviewed
AAAGGAUAGGUCAUUACGAUUGAGGACGACGACCAACUGCGCUAAGUCAUAAUUAAGCCAAAGAUGGAAAAGAAUCUACCGGCAUCCAUUUCGAAGAACAAGAGAUUCGAAUCGACGAUGAUGAGUUCUCCCGUGCCAAGUUUUGCCAAGUCCAAUGGGAUGAAAAAGAAGACUACGACCUUUUCACGAUUCAUCCGCACCGAUCGUGCCGCAGGGGGCUUGACCAAUGGGGUGAAAAAGAAGACUGUAUCCGUUUCGCGAUUCAGCCGCGUCCAUCGUGUCGCAGAGGACCUGACCCGUGAAUUGGCCGGCAUGUCGUUGAAAAAACAGGCUGUGCAACCGCGUCGUCGUUAUUCUUUCACCAAUGAGUUCCCGGAUGAUCCACCAAAGCCAGCUCCCAACCGUCGCUGCUCGCUUGUCCGCCGCAACUCAAUUAACCUCCCAAUUGAGUCCAAUUUUGAUAUGUCCGUGCUGAUGGAUGAUGAUGAUGAGGAGGAGGAGGAUGAUGAGAUGAUGAUGGCGAAGGAGGAGGAUGAUGAGAUGAUGAUGGCGAAGGAGGAGGAGGAUGAAGUACAGGAUCUAAAUAUGACCAGUGGCUCCAUCAACCCAGCUACAUCGACCUCGAAAGGCGCCAUCCCGAAGCCGCCCAAAAAUUUCGGCUUUACCUUCUAGAAAUGCAAGGACUAAUAAAUCAAGCUAGCUGAGCGCUACGACUAUUAU